Molecule: messenger RNA, 2888 nt
Organism: Salvelinus sp. IW2-2015
Lineage: Eukaryota; Metazoa; Chordata; Actinopteri; Salmoniformes; Salmonidae
Source: RefSeq, a predicted model, not a curated record
UUGAGCAUGGAAGUGUUGAACGUUAAACCAGAUCAGAAUGGACAGAGCAGGCAGAACAACAAAAUGCAGAUUGCAGAAGGAAUGUAAUUACUGUGGGCUGACACUCAUCAGGGGGAGCAGCCUACGUAUUUGUACUUUUGUAGAAUUUCGAAUAGUUCCCUCGCAUUUUGAGAGGCGUUAAAUCACAAGAUUAUUGUGCAACCACAAAGAAAGAGUGACAAAGAACGGGAUUCGCUGGAUAUAUUAUACGGACAAAGGAAAGCUGUAUUCUAACAAUUGAUUGUAAACAACCGAACUACUACAAUUGGGAACAUUUGAAAUGGUUUCAAGUUAUUUUUCCUUCAGAGCGUUUAUUGGUUUCCGUGUUCCAGAAAUGUAAUGCAACGUAGCCUACUCUACAAUUAUAAAGGAAUUCACUUUACAGUGACAUCCGAGACGAUUUGUUAUUCUAUUCGGAGUCAAAAGAAAGAGAAAAUAAUAGAAAAAGACAUUACCUAUCGAUUGAGAUAAAACUGGAAUGAAUAUCCUGCAAGGAGACAGGAAGAUUUUAACAAUAUGGGAAAAAGGAGCCUUCCCUGAACUGUAAAAAUGUAUCCAUCACACAGAGAAAGGGAACAACCCAUCUUCAGUGCCAGAGCACACGUCUUCCAGAUAGACCCGGCCACCAAGAGGAACUGGCUCCCUGCCAGCAAGCAUGCAGUCAGCGUCUCCUUCUUCUAUGAUGCCAACCGGACUGUGUAUCGCAUCAUCAGUGUGGGGGGCACCAAGGCCAUCAUCAAUAGCACCAUCACCCCCAACAUGACAUUCACCAAAACAUCCCAGAAGUUUGGCCAGUGGGCUGACAGCCGUGCCAACACCGUGUACGGACUGGGCUUUGCCACCGAGCAACAGCUUCAGCAGUUUUCAGACCAGUUCAAGGAAGUGAAGGAGGCAGCACGUCUUGCCAGGGAGAAAUUCCAGGAGAAAUUUGAACUGAUCAACCCUACGCUAAAUAUCGCUGCCCCUCAGAUCUCUCAGGAGCUGUCAGAGGACCGCCACUUGCCGCCGCUGCUGACUGUCAAUGGGCCCGAGGACAAGCUGUUCCGCAGCAAGAGCGCCGACAUGGAGCAGCUGACGUCAGAGAAGGAGCGCAUCAAGAAGAUGCUGUCUGAAGGGUCCAUAUGUGAGAUUAACCUGGAGGCAGAGCUGUUCACCCUGCAGGAUAGCAACGCUAAGCUAGUGGCGGCGCUUCACGAGGCUAACACUGGUGUGGUGGAGUGGAAGAAACAGCUGGCUGAGUAUCAGGAAGAGACUGAGAGGCUCCGAGAUCAGGUGGCAGAGCUGGAGGCUCAGAGUGGACUGCCUGGUCCCAGUGGGUCUGAGACGAGGGAUGAGCUGACCCAGUCAUUGGAGGAGCUGGAAGCCUUGCUCAAAGCAAAAGACGAGAUCAUCCACAAUCUACAUAGCAGGAAAUCAGAUAUCCAUGAGUUGGAGAAAGAGAGAGAAGAGGCUGUUCAGAGACUUCAGGAUCUGGAGACACGAAACGCAGAACUGGAGCAACAGGUGGAGAGCGCCGAGCAGACUCUAGCUUCCACUCUGGAGGAGCGGGAACGGGCGGAGAGUGAGGUUCAGCGGGUCGUCAACGUCCUUGAAGUCAAGAUAUACGACCUGAAUGACCUGCGACAGAGCUUGGCCAAGCUCAUCAGCAAAUAGCGCACCACAUUGACAGAAGUUUUGAGGGCGAUGGACAAGGAAGGAAAAUGAAGCUCUUUCAGAACAAUGUUUUCUUAAGCACAUAACUGCAGUGAAUGAGAGUAGCACCUUGACUUCACCUGUUGCAGCUGUACAUAAGAACCAGUUAUAUUGUUAGGUGGGAGGCUGGGAGCAUAACCCACAGGGUCAGUUUUUCUAUUUAAAUGUUGUUCUGUUGACCUUUACACCAUUUUCAUGUAAAUGUAGUUAGGUUAUGUUUCUGUCAACCUCCUUUUAUAGAGGUUCUUGAACUUCAAACGUAGUUGAAUUGAAUCUGGGGUUGCACUUAAAUGUAGGUGCCUAAUUAUUGUUUACGUUUGUCAAUAUUAUGAAUGAUUAAUAAGUUAACUUCUAUUGUCUUCUGUAUUGUAUUACAUCAACAGUUGCCAUAAUAAUGAUUUGGUGAUCCUACAGAGCCGUUACUGCAGAAUGAUGAGCUGCAGAGGACUUAUCACCAAAACUGCAUGAACUCAGCAAAGAACCUUGCCAAGUACAGUAAUGUGAGUUAUGCGCAUUAUCCAAUGUGCAAUCGUUUACAAAUAGAUUUAUUAAAAGCACAAGUAGUGUUAUUAGUAAAUAUGUCCUGUACUUGAUUCAAUAUAUAUAGCUAACUUGGUAUCUGAACUUUCACUGAUGCACACCAGGUGAUUUUCUUCUGACCUCGACUUUGAGGCAUUUUUUUCUUGGUAUUAAGUACAAAUAAGGUGUUGAAUUAGCAAUAGUAUUUUUUGGCAAGUACUCUGUAGGUAAUGUAGCAUCACCAAAGCAUAUUCUUGUUAAUUUAUACAAACUGCAAUUGUAUUCUGUUGAACAAUGUGGUUUCUCAUUUUGCUUCAAAUGCACAUUGACUACCUAGAAGUGUUACUAUCAAUUUUAAUCGAACAAUUGAUGUGAGGAUAAUCGGUAAGAUUCACCUGCUCUGUGUACGUCAUGAUGCCUAUAUUCUUCGUUUUUGGAACAUGGUCGUUUUACAUUUUACUAGCCCAUCUCUAACCUUCUGGAGAAAACUGUGGCCAUAAAAUGUUUUUUAACAAUAGAAAAUGCAGUACCAAAGAUGCACUUACUUUUCUUACCCACGUAUCACACUCGUUCUGUACUGACUGGACUGCACAAUACAUUUAAGAUAAUGAAAAAAUUAAAAUAACUUGAAUUGCCUA